CAGCACUCGACUCUCAAAUCAGCGACUCAAGUCAUUCUCUCACACCACUAAUUUAGCAGCGUUGAACAUAUACUGAAGUGACUUAUAUUCAAUGGCUGUAUGUUUCGCCGACUAUUCCGCGGUGCUUUCUGCUUAUGACGCCGUCAUCAAUAAAGAGAUAGAUUGGCUUGCCCUUGCCUACGACCGAUCCUUGCAACCGGAAGGCUUCUACCUAUUUGCAACUGGCGCGAACGGUCUUUCCGGACUCGGCACAGCACUUUCAGAUCUGUCCCAGGUUUACAUCGCUUUAUAUCGAGCAGGAGACUCGGACGAUUCGGUCAUUGUCAACAUCAUUCCCGCGACCGUAUCAGGAGUGAGAAGGGCGCGUGCUUUGGUUCAUUCGAGACGGAUUGGGGCAGUGUUCCAGGCUCACAAAACAACCCUCACUGUUGAUCAUCUCUCCAACCUCACGCCGAAUAGCAUAUUGCAGGCUCUUGCUUCACCCGACGCGAUACACAUUAUCAACUCAGACCGUGCUACUGACGAGAUGGGACAAUACGCUACGCCUCUGCAGCCUUCCAACGAGCCUCUACCGAACUCCCCGGGAAAAAGCAGCAUGUUCUCGUCCCUUCUUCGCCGGAAAAAGAAACUGGGAUCUGAAGCUCUCACCAUCGAACCGUUUGAUAUAAACCAGACGUCGUUCGAUACGUCAACUCAUCUUUCCGAAGAAGGUCAGCCGCCAUUGCCACCACCUAAAGACCGAUUUGGCAAACAUUCGGUCUCGUCGUCUCCAGCACCGCUCAAUCCCCAACGAUCGUUGCCGCAAUCUCACACGACGCGGAAUCGAAGCAACUCGGAGUAUACCAUGAUCAGUCGGCCUCCCUCGAUCAGCUCUGAGGAUAUGGUUGUCAUCAGGCCUGAACAUGUGCCCCGUAGUCCAGCAAUGAAGAUGCGAUCUCUAACUCUGCCUUCCAAGUGGGCCAAAGAUAAUCUAGACCCCACCGAACGUGCUCGACAAAGAGCAGAAUCUCGGCGGCAACGCGAAUUGGAGGAACAGCAGGCUGCAGAGGACGAUGCUCAAAGAUUGUUGCAAGCCAAACUUGCCAAGGAGGAGCAGCGUCGACAAGAGCAAUUGGAAGAGGAGGCAAGAAGAGUUUCACUUGAAAAGGAGCUGAAACGUGCUGCAUUGCAACGCAAGAAACGUGAAGAGCGAGAGCGACUGGAGGAGGAGGAGAACCGAAAGCAACUUGAAGCAAGAAAACACGCUGAUCGGCUGAGGCGGAUUGAGGAACACCGCCGGCUGGAGAGCUGGCGUCGUGAACAGGAGGCACAAGCUGUUGCAUCAGCCCGGCUAGCAGAGCAAGAAAGGAAAAAAGAAGAGGAAGAACGCCGCAAUCGUAUCCGGCUGGCCGGUGCAAAAGUACGUAGCGCACAGGCCGAUGUUGAGCUCCUCACUGGUUGGGUCACUAUGCAAAUGGGCCCGACACUUGUCUGGAGACGACGAUAUUUCAGUUUCGUCGGCUCUACUGUGUUUUUCUAUCGAAGUCCCAAAGAAAAGGACGCGAAUCAAGUCAUAGAUCAGGUCAAUCUUCGCGGCCAAAUCCGCGCUGUGCGUGAAUGGAACGAGGGCUACGAAGAUCUCAAAGCCAUUCCAUUCUCUUUCGCAGUCGAAUUCGUCGGAGAUGAUCAGCCAUGGUCUCUCUUCUCUGACACUGAAGAAGAAAAGUACAAGCUCUUAGGGUUGCUGACGGCGGCAAACGGCACCUCUGUCUAAGUCCUGGCGACUUAUGUAUCUAGCUUCAAUACUAUACCCUCUCGCACACUAUACCUGACGAGCUUCUUGUAUCCAUCACUUCGCGAGUGUACGAGUCAUGCGCCCGUGAGCAGAGAUGGUGACGACGUGACGACGUGACAACUUACGAAAGGCAACCACGCGCCUCGACAUCGGCCUCGUCGAUGGGGAGCCACCUGCCUCUACAGAGCCCCUACUCACGGGGGGCUCCCGGUCUCUACAUGCCUGAAUCCCCAGCGUCUGCCACUCUCGUUCAUCCCAUCCCUCAGCAAGGCGCGCAGUUCAUUCCCAGUGCAACACCACACCCGGUCCUCGGCGGAGUUCCUGAAGAUGCCAAAAUUCACACUCUUGUGAUCGAACUUAUGGAUCCUGCGGCGAGGGAGGGUGCAUUGCUGGAACUGAGCAAGAAAAGGGAGCAGUAUGAUGACCUGGCGUUGGUCCUUUGGCACUCUUUUGGGAUUAUGCCUGCGCUCCUGCAAGAUAUCGUAUCUGUCUAUCCGCUACUCUCGCCCCCAAAUCUGACCGCACAUGUAUCGAAUCGGGUAUGCAAUGCGUUGGCUCUUCUGCAGUGCGUGGCAUCGCAUUCCGAGACCAGGCAGCUGUUUCUCAACGCUCACAUCCCACUGUUCUUAUACCCUUUCCUGAACACGACAUCGAAAACUCGACCAUUUGAAUACCUUCGGCUCACUUCACUCGGAGUCAUCGGUGCUCUUGUCAAACAAAACGAUAACAACACAGUCAUUCACUUUCUACUUUCCACGGAAAUCAUCCCGCUCUGCUUGCGUAUCAUGGAGACUGGUUCAGAGCUUUCCAAGACGGUUGCGAUCUUCAUUGUUCAGAAAAUCCUUCUGGACGAGACUGGAUUGACCUACAUUUGUCACACCUAUGAGCGAUUCUACGCUGUUGGAACGGUCUUGAGCAACAUGGUCAAUCAAUUGGUGGAGACCCAGGCUGUGAGGCUGCUCAAACAUGUCGUGAGGUGCUAUCUGAGACUGAGCGACAAUCUGAGGUUUGUUGAACCCAUUCAAUUGUCCGCUUACUGAUUUUGUUCCAGAGCGCGCGAAGCUCUGCGUGCUUGUUUACCGGAGCCUUUGCGGGACCAAACUUUCAGCGUACUUCUCAAGGGUGAUAUGGUCACUAAACGCUGCUUGACGACCUUGCUCAACAAUCUGAACGAGCCGUGAUUUCGCAAUGGCCAAAUGGGAAGCAAACAUUUUUGUAUACGUACAGGCUCCCUGUAGUAAUAUCUGCCGCAUGUACAAUCUAAAGACAUCCAUAAUUAUUGAUCAUGAUACGGACCAGCCCAGGACGGCCUUGGGGAAUGAAUCUUCAUUAGCGUAAGUAGGCUGGACGGCACCUGGAACGAGUCUAGAGAUGCCACGCUCGGGGUCUCAGAUUAGAUGUUCAAUGGAUGAUGACAUCGCUCGGUUGGUCAUCGGCACCCUUUCUUGACCGAUUCCCACAAGGUCACCCAUGAACUUCUCAGCGCCGUGUGCGAAGUACAUCGACGGGGUCUGUUCAGAGUCUCUGAAUCCUCCCUGGUACUACUCGCACAAGAACUCUCUCAUAGAUGGUAUUCCAGAUGAAUAUCUAGCGCUUGCAAGCCCCAUCAUCGCAUACUGGGUUCUCUCGCUGUUUUUCCACUACCUUGAUAUGCAGGACUGGAAGUCACUCGAAAAGUACAGAAUCAAUGAAUCUGUGACAGCCGCUUCCCGCAAUCGAGUCUCCAAGUCAGUCGUUGUGGGCGCCGUCAUCUUCCAACAAAUCCUGCAAACUGCGCUGGGUCUCGUCUGGCUUAGCCAUGACGGUCGUACGAAGAGUCUCGACCACGCCGGGAAGAUACAGAAUAUCGGAGGGUAUCUGGCUUUACUGGGGCUGGACGAAGCAACGAUGUUACGACUGGGUCAUUUUGUGUAUUGGUGGGCCGUCCCAAUAUUCCAAUUCCUUGUCGCCAUGUGUGUGCACAUUCGUCAUCUCGUCCUUGAAAUGAACUGAUCGGGGUUUCUGCGCUUGUUAGCUUCGUGAUUGAUACCUGGCAAUACUUUCUCCAUCGUUACAUGCACAUGAACAAGUUCCUCUAUCGGCAUUUCCAUUCAUGGCACCACCGACUAUCGGCUCCAUACGCUUUCGGUGCAUUGUACAACCAUCCGGUGGAAGGCUUCCUACUGGACUCACUCGGCACCGUCAUUGCUGAGUCGGUCUCGGGGAUGAGCACGCGGCAGGCUGCAUUGCUGUUCUGCGUUGCCACCUUCAAGACAGUGGACGAUCACUGUGGCUACAGCCUGCCCUGGGACCCAUUGCAGAUGUUGACUCAAAACAACGCUGAUUAUCAUGACAUCCAUCACCAG
Mycena citricolor is the source of this 4119-nucleotide messenger RNA. NCBI's taxonomy places the organism in Eukaryota, Fungi, Basidiomycota, Agaricomycetes, Agaricales, Mycenaceae. The record is from the annotation of a GenBank genome assembly.